Molecule: messenger RNA, 1530 nt
Organism: Eupeodes corollae
Lineage: Eukaryota; Metazoa; Arthropoda; Insecta; Diptera; Syrphidae
Gene: Got1
Product: aspartate aminotransferase, cytoplasmic
Exons: 8
Coding region: 136-1353 (405 amino acids)
Biological process (GO): L-aspartate biosynthetic process
Cellular component (GO): cytosol
Molecular function (GO): L-aspartate:2-oxoglutarate transaminase activity; pyridoxal phosphate binding
Source: RefSeq, a predicted model, not a curated record
CAGUGUUUUUUUGUAUCUUGAUUUGAUAUUUCAUUAUUCACAACAUAAACUCCGCGUCCGGUACCCGGUAAUUGUAGUGCGAGUGCAUAAUAUUCAAUAAUUUGUUAAUAAUUCCAACACCAAAGUCAAUAUAAAAUGUCUAUUUUUGAAAGUGUGGAAAAGGGUCCUGCAAUUGAAGUCUUUGCAUUAAACAGAGCUUUUCAGGAGGAUACUUUCCCCAAAAAAACAAAUCUGGGUGUUGGAGCCUACCGUGAUGAAGAUGGAAAACCAUGGGUUCUACCGGUUGUUAGAAGCACAGAAAUAAAGAUCGCUACCGACGAAACAAUUAAUCAUGAAUAUUUACCAGUUUGUGGAACGGAUGCAUAUACAACCGCUGCAACAAAACUGCUUUUAGGAGAGAACUCGCCUGCCAUAGCUGAAAAACGAACAUUUGGUGUUCAAACACUUUCGGGAACUGGUGCAUUGCGUCUGGGAGCUGAUUUCUUGGCCAAGAAAUUGGGUAGAACUGUGUUCUAUUACUCUGACCCUACAUGGGAAAACCACCGAGCUGUAUUUUUGGCAGCAGGAUUUACAACUGGCAAAACCUAUAGAUAUUGGAAUCAAGAAAAGCGUGGAAUUGACUUUGAAGGAUUCGUUGAGGAUUUAAAUGCUGCCCCUGAAGGAGCAGUAAUAAUAUUGCACACAUGCGCUCACAAUCCAACUGGAUGUGAUCCCACAAAAGAACAAUGGCAACAGCUUGCAAAGGUCAUAAGUGAAAAGAAACUGUUUCCAUUUUUCGACUCUGCUUAUCAAGGUUUUGCUAGCGGAGAUCCCGAUAAAGAUGCUUGGCCAGUACGCUAUUUUGUUGAAAACAACUUUGAACUACUAGCUGCUCAAUCUUUUGCCAAGAACUUUGGUUUAUACUGUGAACGUGUUGGAAACUUAACAGUUGUUCAAAAAUCUGAAGCAACAACCGCAGCUGUUCAUUCCCAAUUAACUUUGCUUGUCAGAAUGACUUACUCAAAUCCUCCAGCAUACGGUAGCAGAAUCGUCUCAACAGUCUUAAAUGACCCUAAACUUCGUCAGGAAUGGAUGGAUUGUAUACAAAUCAUGUCUAAGAGAAUCAUGACAAUGAGAACUAAACUCCGAGAUCUUCUUAUUGAACUCAAGACACCAGGAAACUGGGACCACAUUACCCAACAAAUAGGAAUGUUUUCUUACACUGGCUUAAAUGAGAAUCAAGUUAAGUUCCUCGUUGAAGAAUACCAUAUUUAUUUACUUAAAUCCGGUAGAAUAAAUAUGUGUGGACUUAAUAACAAUAACAUCGAAUAUGUUGCGAAAGGAAUUUAUGAUGCUGUUACCAAAGUCAACUAAUAUUGUCUGAGAGUUAUGAUUGUAGAAAAAAGGAAGCAAUUUAAUGGUGCUAUUAUAUGAUGCGCUAUGGCUAUAGAAUUCCUUAAAUGCAUUUUGAAAAAUUGUUUGUUUUUUCCAAGCAUUAUGUUAAAUUUAUUAAAAAAACUAGUUUCAUGUAAAAUACACCUUAAAAAUUGA